GCUACUCCCACAUCUCCCUCACCCCGCCUUCACAACAGAGUCUAUCAACCUCGCUUUAGACCCAGCCUCGCCUCGGCAACUGGGCUCAGGGAGACGGCUCCGCGAAGUUUUCCCAGCCCCACCAACAUCACCGGCCCGCCGAAGAGGCUUUCUCGGACGACCCCCACGACGGAUGGUCAGUUGCGGGUGGCGAACCCGCAGAGUCAGUAUUUGCGUCAGCCGCACUCACCCGAGCAGACGCAAACCAGAAGGCGUUCACUCGACGCCUCGGACAACUUGUACCUGUCCCCAUUGAAGACCUCCACAGAGAUCGUGAAUGCGUCCACACGCUGGACCAACAAUGAAACGGAGGCCAAACAAGGCACAAGGUACUCGGAACGAGUUUCUCAUGGACAGUGGCGACCCAGAAGCGCCUAUGAUCCGUCGGCAAAGUUACUUGUUUUGGUAUAA
This is a messenger RNA of Protopolystoma xenopodis, 450 nucleotides long. NCBI's taxonomy places the organism in Eukaryota, Metazoa, Platyhelminthes, Monogenea, Polystomatidea, Polystomatidae. The record is from the annotation of a GenBank genome assembly.